UUUAGAAUGGAGAGAACUCUACUCAAUCUCCCGGAGCUCAGUUUGGCAAAAAUUGUGGCCUAUCUCGGACCAAAUGCAACCAUCAACUUUGCGCUGUCCUCUCCAAUUGUCCGAGAAUUCAUCAAAACUCUGAACCUCUACGUAGAGUUUUUCUCGGUGGAAAUCAAUAAUAAUCGAUGCGUCAUUCGUUUGAAAUUUUUCUAUUCGAAAAAGGAAUUCGAAUGGAAGUUCGUGCCACCAACAUCGUGCCACCAUAGGACUAUAAUCAGGAAAUUGAAUAGAAAAACUGCAUUAUGCCAAAAUCCAUUGAAAGAGAUGAUGAAGGCGGCUGAAUGGGUGACUGAAUUGAUAAGAUUUCCGAUUUCAAAUGUUCAUAUCUGGGGACCUGAUUUCGAAGGAUCUGCUGAUCUUUUCGAUUGGUCGGCUAUACAACAAUGUGAGGGCAUUUCGAUGAACCUAAUCUCUACGAUGAAUGGAAAUUUGGAAAACUUCAAAGAUCUGGAACACCUUGAACUCAGUGGCUGUUCAUGGUUCAGAGCGGAGCAUUUUCGAGCAUUGGAGGCAAAUCGUGUUUCUCUUUAUUGCUUAAACUUCACUGUUCAAGACGUGAAUACUAUUCUCAGAGAUUGGACCCGAGGAUCAAAUGCGAAAUUGGAAAAUUUGAUUGUUCAUUCGAAAGAGAUUGAUGGAAGAGUUCCAGGGCAAAUUCUGGAAGGUCUCGAUGUGAAACCAUGGAACCACGAACAACGGCAGAAAAUUUUCCCAAAAGAAGAACCAUUCCAAUCAUUAAACUGCGAGAAAGCGAUGGAUUUUGAACGAGCCGAUGGUCUUCUCGCUUCUGUGAUCAUUAACGAUAACGAGGUUGAGAUGGUGGUUUGGCAUAAAAGAUUCUCCGACCAAGAGCCGAUGGAAGAAGAUUGAAUUUUCAUUUAAUUUUGUUGCAAUAAACCAAAUGUUGAAUUUAAAAA
Molecule: messenger RNA, 968 nt
Organism: Caenorhabditis elegans
Lineage: Eukaryota; Metazoa; Nematoda; Chromadorea; Rhabditida; Rhabditidae
Gene: F56A8.5
Product: F-box domain-containing protein
Exons: 3
Coding region: 7-921 (304 amino acids)
Source: RefSeq, marked reviewed